Molecule: messenger RNA, 7750 nt
Organism: Trichosurus vulpecula (common brushtail)
Lineage: Eukaryota; Metazoa; Chordata; Mammalia; Diprotodontia; Phalangeridae
Gene: NOTCH3
Product: notch receptor 3
Exons: 32
Coding region: 1-6786 (2261 amino acids)
Biological process (GO): regulation of developmental process; regulation of DNA-templated transcription; Notch signaling pathway
Cellular component (GO): membrane
Molecular function (GO): signaling receptor activity; calcium ion binding; Notch binding
Source: RefSeq, a predicted model, not a curated record
AUGACAUACACUGGAGGUGUCAUUAAAGGACCCAUUGGCUGGCCUGAGCUGAGUGAUGUAGCCUCUCAGUGCCUGGAUGGAGGGAGCCCCUGUGAGAAUGGAGGCCGAUGUGCCCUGCUGUCCAAUGGGGAAGCUGCCUGUUUGUGCCAUCCAGGGCUGAUGGGGGAUCGGUGCCAAUUUGCAGACCCAUGCCACCAUGGUCCUUGUACCAACGGGGGCACGUGUAAGAGCUCCCUGCUUCAGGGCACCGUCCAGUACUCCUGCAUCUGUCCCCGGGGAUUCCGAGGACAGGACUGCUCCCUAAUUGAUCCUUGUGCCAGUAACCCCUGUGCCAAUGGGGGUCGCUGCUCCAGCAACCACAAUCGUUACAAUUGUACCUGUCCACCUGGCUACCAGGGCCGCACCUGCCGCAGCGAUAUAGAUGAGUGCCGGGUGGGCACUGUGUGCCAGCAUGGGGGUACCUGCAUCAAUGUCCCUGGCUCCUUCCGCUGCCAAUGCCCAGUGGGCUAUGCUGGGCCCCUGUGUGAGAGUCCUUCAGCCCCAUGUGCCCCCUCCCAGUGCCGUAAUGGGGGCACCUGCCACCAGACCGGGGAGUUCACGUAUGACUGUGCCUGCCUGCCUGGCUUCGAAGGGCACGACUGUGAGGUGAAUGUGGAUGACUGUCCAAGGCACCGCUGCCUGAAUGGAGCUACUUGCGUAGACGGCGUCAACACAUACAAUUGCCAGUGCCCCCCAGAGUGGACAGGCCAGUUUUGCACAGAAGACGUAGAUGAAUGCCAGCUGCAGCCAAACGCCUGCCACAAUGGGGGCACCUGCUUCAACACCCACGGAGGGCAUAGCUGUGUCUGUGUUAACGGCUGGACGGGCGAGAGCUGUAGUGAGAACAUCGAUGACUGUGCCACGGCUGUGUGCUUCCACGGAGCCACGUGCCAUGAUCGGGUGGCUUCCUUCUACUGUGCCUGUCCUAUGGGCAAGACUGGGCUCCUUUGCCACUUGGAUGAUGCCUGUGUCAGUAACCCAUGCCACGAAGAUGCCAUCUGUGACACCAACCCUGUGAAUGGGCGUGCCAUCUGCACUUGUCCCCCAGGCUUCACAGGGGGAGCUUGUGACCAGGAUGUGGAUGAAUGUUCCAUUGGUGCCAACCCAUGUGAGCACUUUGGGAAAUGUGUGAACACACAGGGCUCCUUCCAGUGCCAGUGUGGGCGUGGGUACACAGGCCCACGGUGUGAGACAGAUAUAAAUGAGUGCCUCUCUGGACCCUGUCAUAAUCAGGCCACCUGCCUUGACAGAAUCGGACAGUUCACCUGCAUCUGCAUGGCAGGAUUCACAGGUACCUUUUGUGAGGUGGAUAUAGACGAGUGUCAGAGUAGCCCUUGUGUGAAUGGUGGACAAUGCCAUGACCGAGUGAAUGGCUUCAGCUGCACUUGCCCCUCAGGCUUCAGUGGUAUGAUGUGCCAGCUGGAUGUGGAUGAGUGUGCAAGCACGCCGUGCCACAAUGGGGCCAAGUGUGUAGACCAGCCUGAUGGAUAUGAGUGCCGUUGUGCCGAGGGCUUUGAGGGCCUGCUGUGUGAGAACAAUGUGGAUGACUGCUCCCCGGACCCAUGCCAUCAUGGGAGCUGUGUGGAUGGCAUCGCCAGCUUCUCCUGUGCCUGUGCCCCAGGCUACACGGGCAGCCGUUGUGAAAGCCAGCUGGAUGAGUGCCACAGCCAGCCUUGUCAACAUGGCGCCAAGUGCCUUGACCUUGUCAAUAAGUACCUGUGUUACUGCCCCCCUGGCACCUCAGGGGUGAAUUGUGAAAUAAACCAUGAUGACUGUGCCAGCAACCCCUGCGACUAUGGAGUUUGCCAGGAUGGGAUCAACCGUUAUGACUGUAUCUGCCAGCCAGGCUUCACAGGGCCGCUCUGCAAUGUGGAGAUCAAUGAGUGCUCAUCCAACCCCUGUGGGGAAGGUGGUUCCUGUGUGGAUGGGGAGAAUGGCUUCCACUGUCUCUGCCCACCUGGCUUUCUGCCCCCUCUGUGCCAUGCUCAGCGCCACCCCUGUGCCAGUAAUCCCUGCAGCCAUGGCGCCUGCCAUGAUGACCCGAGUGGGCACCGCUGUGAGUGUGAGCCAGGCUGGACCGGCCCCAUGUGUGACCAGAACCACAACGAGUGUGAGUCUAAUCCGUGCCAGGCUGGAGGCACCUGUACUGACUACAUCAACGGCUUCCGCUGCACCUGCCCUGAUGGCCUCCAGGGCCCACACUGUGAACAGGAUAUCGAUGAGUGUGAAGGGUCUAGGCCUUGUGGCCCCCAUGGUUUCUGUAUCAACUUUCAUGGGGGCUUCAGUUGCACCUGUGAUCCAGGCUAUAGUGGGACCACUUGUGAGAGGGACAUCGAUGACUGUGACCCCAACCCUUGUUUGAAUGGUGGCUCUUGCCGGGACGGCGUGGGUUCUUUCUCCUGUUCCUGCCUCCUGGGUUUCACGGGUCCUCGAUGUGCCCUGGACAUCGAUGAGUGUCAGAGCAGUCCCUGUGGCCCAGGGACCUGCUCUGACCAUGUGGCAUCCUUCACCUGUGCCUGCCCUGCUGGCUAUGGAGGCCUCCACUGUGAGCGCGAUCUUCCUGACUGCAGUGAAAGCUCUUGCUUCAACGGCGGCACCUGCGUGGAUGGGGUGAACUCCUUCACUUGCCUGUGCCGGCCAGGUUUCACUGGCCCCCACUGCCAGAGAGAAGUGGGUGCCUGCCACUCAAGACCCUGUCAACAUGGGGGCACCUGCAUAGAGGAGCACCGGGGCUACCACUGCACCUGCCUCCCUGGCUAUACUGGUGCCCAAUGCCAGAUGCUGGUGGAUUGGUGCAGCAGGGCGCCCUGUCAGAACAGAGGCCGUUGUAGCCAGACGGGGCCUACCUUCUCCUGCCAUUGUUCUCCUGGCUGGAGUGGCCAUUUCUGUGAUGUCCCCAGCCUUUCCUGCAGGGCAGCUGCAGCUAAGAAAGGGGUGAGGCUGCAGCAGCUGUGCCAGGCUGGGGGUCGCUGUGUGGAUUCGGGCAGCACCCAUCACUGCCUGUGCCCAGCCAGUCACACAGGCAGCUAUUGUGAGCAGGAGGUAGAUUACUGCAGCAUCCAGCCCUGCCAGCACGGUGGCACAUGCCGCAGCUACGUAGGGGGCUACGUGUGUGAGUGUCCCAUUGGGUAUGAAGGAAACAACUGUGAGGCUGAGGUGGAUGAGUGUGAGUCCCAGCCUUGUCAGCACGGGGGCUCCUGCAUUGACCUUGUGGGCCGUUACCUCUGUUCCUGCCCCCCUGGAACACUGGGAGUGCUUUGUGAGAUCAAUGAGGAUGACUGUGCAGUGACCCCCGGUGGGAAGCAGGGCCCCCAGUGCCUACAUAACGGGACAUGUGUGGACCAGGUGGGAGGUUACCGGUGCAACUGCCCCCCUGGUUACACAGGAGCCCACUGUGAGGGGGACCUCAAUGAGUGUAGCCCUGGUGCCUGCCAUGCCCCUCACACCCGGGACUGCCUCCAGGAUGCCUACGGGGGCUUUCACUGCCUCUGUCACCCUGGCUAUACUGGCCGGCGAUGCCAGACUGCAGUGUCUCCCUGUGAAUCUCAGCCUUGUCAGCAUGGGGGUCAGUGCCAGCCAAGCCCCAACAAUAUCCUGGCCUACACUUGCCAUUGCCCUCCGCCAUUCUGGGGCACCAGCUGUGAGCGAGUAGCCCGGUCCUGCCGGGACUUGCCCUGUGCUAAUGGGGGUUUGUGCCAGCUGACAGCUCUGGGUCCCCGCUGUACCUGCCCCCAAGGCCUGGCUGGACCCUCCUGCCAUCUCCGUACCAACACCAGCUGUUUGGGUACCCCCUGCCGACAUGGGGGCACCUGCCGGGUCCUGGCCCAGGCCCCUUUCUUCCGAUGCCUGUGCCCACCAGGCUGGGAAGGUACCCACUGUGAGGGCCGGGUUCAUGGGGCCCUGCCACCCUUGCUGCCACCCCCUGAGGAGCCACAGUGUCCCAGAGCCAGCUGCCGGGACAAGCGGGGUGACAAAUACUGUGACCGGGAGUGUAACUCACCUGCUUGCCAGUGGGACGGAGGUGACUGCUCACUCAGCGUGGAUGAUCCCUGGCACCAGUGCCAGGCCCUUCAGUGUUGGCGCCUCUUCAACAACAGUCACUGUGACCCGGCCUGCAACACACCGGCCUGCCUCUAUGAUAACUUUGACUGCCACAGCCAGGAACGUGGCUGCAAUCCUGUUUACGAGAAAUACUGCUCAGACCACUUUGCUGACGGCCGCUGCGACCAGGGCUGUAACACAGAGGAGUGUGGCUGGGACGGGCUGGAUUGUGCGGGUGCUGUGCCAGAGUUGCUGGCCAAGGGGGUCCUUGUGCUCACGGUGCUGCUGCCCCCGGAGGAGCUCCUUCAUUCCAGCGCUGACUUCUUGCAGCGUCUCAGCGCCAUCCUGCGCACUGCCCUGCGCUUCCGCCGAGAUGCCCACGGCAACCUCAUGAUCUAUCCCUACUAUAGGCCUGGUGGACAUCCCAGCCGGGAGCUGGCCUCUGAGAUCAUUGGCUCAAUGGUGAUGCUGGAAAUCGACAACCGCCUGUGCCUCCAGACCCCAGAGAGUAACCACUGCUUCCCGGAUGCCCAGAGUGCUGCUGACUACCUGGGGGCCCUGUCUGCUGUGGAGCGGCUGGACUUUCCCUACCCUCUCAGGGCUGUUCGGGGUGAACCCCUGCAGCCCCCCGAGUCCAGCUUACGGCUGCUCCCACUGCUCGUGGUCGGAGCCGUCAUUCUUGUCACCUUGGGUCUGGGUGUCCUGGUUGCCCGGAGGAAGCGUGAGCACAGCACCCUGUGGUUCCCUGAGGGCUUCUCGCUCAACAAAGAGUCAGCUGGGGCCAAUAAGGGCCGGCGGGAGCCCGUGGGCCAGGAUGCGCUGGGCAUGAAGAACAUGACCAAAGGAGAGAGCCUGAUGGGAGAGCCUUCUGAAGACUGGAUGGAUACAGAGUGCCCUGAGGCCAAGAGACUGAAGGUAGAGGAGCCUGGGACUGGGGCUGAGGACCCCGUGGACUGCCGCCAGUGGACUCAACACCAUCUUGUUGCUGCUGACAUCCGUGUGCCCCCAGCCAUGGCACUAACCCCACCCCAGGGGGACCUCGAUGCUGAUGGCAUGGAUGUCAAUGUGCGAGGUCCAGAUGGCUUUACCCCUCUGAUGUUGGCCUCAUUCUGUGGGGGAGCACUUGAGCCGGUGCUGGUGGAUGCCGAGGAGGCUGAAGAUACCCCAGCCAAUAUCAUCUCAGAUCUGAUCUGCCAGGGGGCUCAGCUUGGCGCUCAGACAGAUAGGACAGGAGAGACUGCCCUGCACCUGGCUGCUCGCUAUGCCCGCGCCGAUGCUGCUAAGCGCCUGCUGGAUGCUGGUGCUGACACCAAUGCCCAGGACCACACAGGCCGUACUCCCCUGCACACAGCAGUUACUGCUGAUGCCCAGGGUGUCUUCCAGAUCCUAAUCCGAAACCGUUCCACGGACCUGGAUGCCCGUAUGGCGGAUGGCUCAACAGCAUUGAUCCUGGCUGCCCGGCUGGCUGUCGAGGGCAUGGUGGAGGAGCUUAUUGCCUGCCAUGCUGAUGUCAAUGCUGUGGAUGAACUGGGUAAAUCUGCCCUGCAUUGGGCUGCAGCUGUCAACAAUGUGGAAGCCACCAUGGCCCUCCUCAAGAAUGGGGCCAACAAAGACAUGCAGGACAGCAAGGAGGAGACACCCCUGUUCCUAGCAGCCCGGGAGGGCAGCUAUGAGGCGGCCAAGGUGCUCUUGGACCACUUUGCCAACCGGGAGAUCACGGAUCACCUGGACCGACUGCCCCGAGAUGUAGCCCAUGAGCGGCUACACCAGGACAUCGUCCGCUUGCUGGAGGAACACAACACAGCUCGAAGUCCUCCAGGUGCCCAUGGGCUGGCCCCGCUGCUCUGUCCACCGGGCACUUUCCUGCCUGGCCUCAAGCCCACGCCUUCAGGGAGUGGCAACAAGAAGAGCCGGCGGCCCCCAGGAAAGGGUGGCCCGGGGUCCAGCGGGACCAAGGGUCGUACCAAGAAGCUCACACUUGCCUGCCCGGGCCCUUUGCUAGAAAGCUCUGUGACACUGUCACCUGUAGACUCUCUGGACUCACCACGGCCUUUUGGUGGGACUCCUGCUUCCCCUGGGAGCUUUCCCUUGGAUGGGCCCUAUGCAGCCACUGUGUCACUGGCUCAGCUGGGUGGGACAGGGAGGGGUGCACUGGGACGGCCCCCAGGAGGCUGUGUGGUGAACUUAGGCCUGGUGAGCCCUGUGGCGGUGCCUUUUGACUGGGCCCGCCUACCCCCGCCAGCCCCUGGGACCACCCACCCUAGCUUGGCUCCGCCAGGCCCUUCUUUCUUAUUGCCUGGGCCCCUGCCACUGGCCCCAGGCCCCCAGAUCUUGGUGCCUGGGACCCCUGUCUCUCCCAAGGAGCCCCCACCCCAAUACUUCCCACCAGGUGGAACAGCUGAGGAGUACCCACCACCUGCUGGUCCUGUGCCUCCUGCUCGAGGCAGCCCCUCGAAACACUUCCUGCGGGUGCCCAGUGAGCACCCCUACCUUACUCCAUCCCCGGAGUCUCCUGAACUGUGGGCCAGCCCUUCCCCCCGCUCGCUCUCAGACUGGUCUGACUCCACACCCAGCCCUGCCACUGGGGCUCUGUUGACACCCCAUCCUGUCCCUGGCCCCCUGCCCCAGGGCCAGGGCCAGGGCCAGACUCAGACUCAGCUGGGUCCCCGGCCUGACCCAGCCCCCAAAAGGCAAGUGUUGGCCUGAGACAGCUCCCUGACCCCGGGCUCUGCCAGGCUAAGACCCAGGUAGGGUUCCUGGGCUCUGGGGAGACAGGGCAUAGGGCCCUCCCCUGGGUCUCCUAUCCCUCUACUGCCAUCUUUCCCUCAUGUUUUUUUCUCACUCACUCUUUCUCUCUCUGACCCCAUACACUCUUCCCUCUCUUUGCCUUCUCCCCAGGCUUCCAUUUUCUGUCUCUGACAUUAGUGGUUUUUUUUUUUUUUUUUUACAUUUUGUAUAGAACCAAAUACAUUUAAACAAACUUAUUAUUAUAUCUAUAUAUAUUUUUUUUUACAAAAUAUAUAUAUGGAGAAGGUCCCUACCUUUCCGUUACCUACCCCCGCCCCCAGCUGCACUCCCCCAAAAGGGGGCCAGGCUAAAGCCCCCCACCCCCUGCCCUCCCAUCAGUGCCCCCGUGGGGCUGACCCUGUCGGCCUAUAGGCCGCACCAGAUCCCGUGUACCGAGUACACCAUUGUGACCAUGUCUCCCGUGGUGCCUGUGGCCAUGUUUGUGAGCCCCUGUAUUGGGGGUAGGGAGGACAACAGUGGCACCUGAAUUGGAAAUGUUCCCUACUUCACUGCAUUCCAGAUGUAACUUAUUUUGUGGCAUUGCUUGGGAAGGGACCAUGUCCAUUUCCCUGAGCUUUAGAGGGAAACGUUGGCCUACUUGCUCUGUUUCCUUUCCCCUUAUAGAUUUGGGGUAGGUGUGGGUCAUUGUUCCCCCCAAAAUCUGUACAUUUCACUAAAGUCUUUAUGUAAAUAUGGGGGUAGAGGGUCUCCCCAGCCCCUUGCACUGCCCAGGGCUCCCCUGGCCUCUGUAUCAGAAAUAGACGGAUUUUAGGCUAUUUUUGUAAUGUGUCCCAUCCUGCACUGCCUUUGGAGCCCAGGCUCCUCUCUUCCCCUCCCCCAUUGUACAGACCCUUGACCUUUUGCCACCAUCUAAUAAAAGUGU